CUGUCGCUGCGAGGCUCUGCUGUCGUAAAUCAUAUGAUUUUGAGUGAGUGAUUUUCUGUGUUUUCCUGGCCGAUGAAAAUUUAUUGAAAUCCAAAGAAAAUCAUGCCAGAGAAGGAGGAUAUCUGUGAAUUGAUGGAUAAACUCACCAUUGAGAUUCUGGAUUUGAUGGAAGAUGAGGUCAAGGAGAAGAUUGACAUCGAGAAGAACUCCAGCUCAGGGCAGUUGCUGAUGGCCAAGGCGAGGUACAUCCAGGGCCACAGGACAGUGUCAGCAUCCCAGCUGCCAACAGAGAACACCCCAGAGUUCAAUGCCUUGGCCAGAGUUUCCUCAGAUGCAUCAGAGUCCAGUCCGGAAAGAGUGUCAAAGGUCAGUCUGGAGCAGCAUUCCGUGGACAAGGAGAGUGGCUUUAUCGACCCCAUCAAGUGGUUCGGCAUCCUCGUGCCGCAGAGCCUUCAGCUGGCACGAAACCGCUUCAAGAAGACUAUCGAACUGGCCGUGGAGUGCACGAAUACGCAAUUGAGACUCCAUCAGUCGCUGAGGCAACUAAAGGGAUUGCGCCAAAUGAAGGAAGCCGCUUCUUAAAUAUAUGUAUGUGUUUAUUUUAUGCUUUCAAAAUACAUAAAUAAGUAUUGUGGAAAUUCUCGUUCAUCUAUAAAAAUCGCAUCAAUAAAAAAGAACGUAAAACAUGGAAAAGUGUGUGACUCGAUUUUUUUGGGUAUAAAAGUGAUCUUUUUUGAUUUUGUGUGUGUGUGUG
This is a messenger RNA of Phlebotomus argentipes, 754 nucleotides long. Its product is annotated as coiled-coil domain-containing protein 115. The record is from RefSeq and is a predicted model, not a curated record. Gene Ontology annotation, cellular component: extrinsic component of endoplasmic reticulum membrane. The transcript has 2 exons. Gene Ontology annotation, biological process: vacuolar proton-transporting V-type ATPase complex assembly. NCBI's taxonomy places the organism in Eukaryota, Metazoa, Arthropoda, Insecta, Diptera, Psychodidae. Bases 103 to 582 code for a protein of 159 amino acids.